CAAAAAUACAAGUACACAGAAGAUUUCCUCCUCCUCCCGUCUGCAUUGCUACAUUCCUUCUUCUGCUGAACUGAGAUGCCUGUUUCGACACGGUCAAUAAGAGACAGAUCUGCGGUGGGUCGGUUUCCAACUGUCACCCUUUGGGACGACGAAGAAGAAGAAAAAGAACCUCAAGAAGACGAUGUCCAAGAAGGAAACGCCUGCCGGCAGUGGCUGCGUAAGGUGUGCCCCUGCUGCUGUCCACAAGUGGACAACGAUGACAUCACGGACACUGUGGUCACAGGGAUUGACGACACGGAUAAAGAGGAUGGGACAAAUGGCGAGAAGCCAACAACUGGUGAAAGUGAUCUUGAAGAGCUGCUACUGAAGGUCCAAUCGAUAGACCUAAUGAAAAGCAAGACGGGGGACAAUCGCAUGGAGCAUCACACAAAUGUCUACCAAAGUGACAACUUUAUCAUCCGCAGAGGGCAGACCUUCCAGAUGUGGAUAACCCUGUCUCGCCCUUUCAGCCCCAACACAGACCGGCUCCAUCUAGAACUUAAAACAGGGCCACUGCCAACGCUGUCAAAGGGAACCCAUGUAAUCAUCCCUCUGGUGGAGGAGCUGGAGGAUGGUUGCUGGGAGGCUGCCGUUGUGAAGCAGGAUGACAAACGGAUAAAGCUGUCAGUGAAUUCACCACCCACGGCUGUCAUCGGCAGAUAUCAACUCAUCGUGGAAAUUAAUAAUGCAAAUGGUCGCACCGUUUCCACACAGAACCCUGCUAAUGACAUUUACAUGCUGUUUAACCCCUGGUGUGAAGAUGACUCCCUGUUCAUGGACUCUGAAGAGCAGAGGAAAGAGUAUGUCCUUAAUGAUGUUGGAAGGAUUUACUACGGCACGGAGAAGCAAAUCGGAGCGAGGACGUGGGACUAUGGACAGUUUAAUGAUGGGAUUCUUGCUGCUUGCCUCUUUGUCUUGGAAAAGAGCAAAACCCCCAACUCUGGAUGGGGAGAUCCAGUUAACGUAGUGCGAAUCAUCUCUGCCAUGAUCAAUUCGCCUGAUGACCUCGGUGUCCUGGAGGGAAACUGGUCAGGAGACUAUUCGGGAGGAACAUCUCCCACGGUGUGGACCGGAAGUGUGGAAAUCCUGCAGCAAUAUUACAAAAGCAAGGGCAUCCCUGUCAAGUACGGCCAGUGCUGGGUGUUUGCUGGCGUCGUCACGACAGUUUUACGGUGUUUGGGCAUUCCCACUCGAACUGUGACCAACUACAGCUCAGCUCACGAUACGGACAUCUCCUUGACAACAGAUGUGUACUUUGACGAGAACUUCGAGCCUUUAGAGCACCUUAACAGAGACUCUAUCUGGAACUUUCACGUGUGGAACGACUGCUGGAUGGCUCGUCCAGACUUGCCGCCUGGAAACGGAGGCUGGCAGGCUGUGGACGCCACGCCCCAGGAGACGAGCUACGGCACCUUCCGCUGCGGGCCUGCAUCUCUCGCUGCUGUCCGCAAGGGUCAGGUCUACCUCAAACACGACUGCCCCUUCGUGUUUGCUGAGGUUAAUAGUGAUAAAAUCUACUGGCAGAAGAAUGCAGAUGGGACUUUCAGUCAAAUCUACAGCGAGAAGAAGGUUGUGGGUCAUUCCAUCAGCACCAAGGCUGUUGGCUCCGAUGAGCGCAUGGACAUCACAAACCUUUACAAACACCCUGAAGGCUCAGAACAGGAGCGCAUUGCUGUAGAAACCGCCUGUAGCUUUGGCUCCAAAACAGAAGCGUAUGCAUCUCCCACGGCAGAGGAUGUCACCAUCGAAGUGAUCAUGGAAGGUGAAGGUCCCAAAAUGGGAGGAGAUGCAGAGUUGACCAUCAAGUUGCUGAACAGCAGCUCAGAGCAGCGUACCGUCAGCUUGCACAGCCAGUUGUCAGUCAUGUACUACACUGGAGUCCACAAAGCCACGGUGAAGAAGGACAAAGCUGAAGUUGAAAUGCUUCCCAAUGAGGAGAAGCUGCUAGCGUUGGUCCUGGAGUAUGACAUGUACAAGGACAAGCUAAUAGAUCAGGCUGCGCUCAUGCUGACGCUCUCAGGCAGGGUCCGAGAAACACAGCAAGUCCUGGCCACUCAGUUCAAUUUCAGACUCAGCACCCCGGACCUGAUCAUGAAGCCAUUGGGGAAGGCUGUGGUGGGGAAGAAGAUGGCAGUGGAGAUUUCCUUCACCAACCCACUACCACGGAUACUCAAAGCUGUGAUAUUCCAUAUAGAGGGACUCGGCCUCCUGCCUGCGCGAAAAAGUAAUUACGGAGAUAUUGGCAGCCAUGCCUCCAUCACUAUCACAGAGCACUUCAUCCCGACCCUUCCUGGGCCGAGGAAAUUACUGGCUUCUUUGAACUGCGAGCAGCUCUCGCAGGUUCACGGUGUGUGUGACAUUACUGUGGAGGACAAAAGCAGCGUCACUUCGCAGUGACGUGAUCCUUGUCGUCGGUACUUAUUCUCCAUGUUCCAUACUUUUUCUUAAUGAUCAAGUAUUUUUUUUCACAUAUUUUUACGUGAAAUAUCUGUGUUCAAAUGUACAACUGUUACAAUAGAGAGCUGAUUUGUGCAUGAAAUGACAAAUGGUUACAGAGAGACAACAAACGGGAAAGCAUCUCAGAGCAAUGUGGUGGAUGCCACCUCAGAAUGGACAAAAGCUUUUAUAUUAUAUUAAAACCAGUGUUAGCUUGCAUUGAAUUCCUAAUGUUGACGAGGAUGAUACUUCAACAGGCAGACAGGUGAGGUCCAUUUAUGAUUUAUGUUACUGAGUUCUGUCAUAGUACUAGAUGUUGGACAGUGUGGCAGCUUUAAUGAAGGACAUAUCCUUUCACAUCGUUUGUAUUGACUAUAUUUAUUUUGUCUGUUUGCACUGCACUAACAGUAAAAAUAUUUUAUUUUAUUAUCUACUGCCUGGGAAAUGACCUUGUACUAUUAAAUGACCUAUAAU
This is a messenger RNA of Cololabis saira (Pacific saury), 2949 nucleotides long. Its product is annotated as protein-glutamine gamma-glutamyltransferase K-like. Gene Ontology annotation, molecular function: protein-glutamine gamma-glutamyltransferase activity. The record is from RefSeq and is a predicted model, not a curated record. The coding region runs from base 76 to 2436 and encodes 786 amino acids. The transcript is spliced from 14 exons. NCBI's taxonomy places the organism in Eukaryota, Metazoa, Chordata, Actinopteri, Beloniformes, Belonidae. Gene Ontology annotation, biological process: peptide cross-linking.